AUGAUUUCCCUUAAUCCAAGCCGCAUCAUGCCAAGCAUGAUUGGAUUUCUCUCACUUCUCUCAAUCACUGUCCCAUUCGUCAACGCGACCCCAAUUGUCUCCAAGGCAGUUUCACUUGCACCUCGCGCUGAUCCUGGAUUUACAUGCCACAUGGCUCCUGAAAACUACUGCACCAUCGGUAUCACCGUAACUCCAUCGAGAAUCACCGCUGAUCUCCCUGAGUUCAUUUACCUUUUCGAUAGUUACUGUAAUAGAUAUGGAUUCAUGGAAUCGGGCUUCAAUAUCGACAUGGCCAGCCGUCUUCCAUAUAAGGUUGUCGGAACACUAGCCGCCAGAGACGGUACCGUCGGACGCAUUGUAACCAACCCCAGCAUUUGCUAUGCUGGUAGAUGCUGGGGAUCAAAUGACCCUUGCUGGUACAGAGUCCCUAUCGGCAAUGGAAAAGAUCAGUGGCAAAAUGUUUGUGUAUUCCAAUGCAACAACAUGAAUGCCCGUCGACACAACACAAUUGAGGCUAGUGAUGGAGCAUCAGUUGAUGUUAAGGCUCUUGACGAACCAAUCAAGGCUAGUGAUGGAGAAAUCAUUGAGACUCGUGAUGGAACAAUCGCUCGUCGAGGAGAUCUUUGCCAUCAUGCAGACGCUGGCUAUUGCACCAUAGCCGUCACAGUCACACGUGCAAGACUCGAUGCGGGAGCCACGGAUGAUUGGGUUUACCUUUUCGACAGUUCCUGCCGUACAAUCGGAGGCAUGUAUUCGGGCCAAAACAUUAAUAUGGCCAGUCAACUUCCAUAUAAGAUUGUCGGUCACAUGGCAUUUGACAACAAACGUCUUACCGCUUUCCCUGAAUUCUGCUAUGCGGGAAGAUGUACCAGUGCGUAUGAUGGUUGCUGGAUUCAUGCCGAUAUUGGGAAUUUCCAAUGGGUCAAUCGUUGUCAAUUCCCCUGCAAUUAA
This is a messenger RNA of Botrytis deweyae, 951 nucleotides long. RefSeq lists its product as uncharacterized. The transcript has a single exon. NCBI's taxonomy places the organism in Eukaryota, Fungi, Ascomycota, Leotiomycetes, Helotiales, Sclerotiniaceae. The record is from RefSeq and is a predicted model, not a curated record. The coding region runs from base 1 to 951 and encodes 316 amino acids.